Ostreococcus tauri is the source of this 1014-nucleotide messenger RNA. RefSeq names its product Fructose-bisphosphate aldolase, class-I. The transcript has a single exon. Gene Ontology annotation, cellular component: cytosol. Gene Ontology annotation, biological process: fructose 1,6-bisphosphate metabolic process; glycolytic process. The record is from RefSeq and is a predicted model, not a curated record. The coding region runs from base 1 to 1014 and encodes 337 amino acids. Gene Ontology annotation, molecular function: fructose-bisphosphate aldolase activity. NCBI's taxonomy places the organism in Eukaryota, Viridiplantae, Chlorophyta, Mamiellophyceae, Mamiellales, Bathycoccaceae.
AUGGACGCCCGCGCCGAGGCGCUGCGAACGAUCGCGGCGGCGUUGGCGACGCCGGGGAAGGGCGUGCUCGCCGCGGACGAGUCCACGGGGACGAUCGGGAAGCGCUUGGCGACCAUCGGGGUGGAGAACACGCUCGAACAGAGAGUCGCGUUACGCGAGCUGCUCUUCGAUGCGCCGAACUGCGCGGCGGCGUUGAGCGGUGUGAUUCUUUACGAUGAGACGCUGCGGUCGACUGGGAAGGGAGGGGCGACGUUCGUGGAGAUGUUGCGGGCGAACGGGACGAUCCCGGGGAUCAAGGUGGACGCGGGCGUCGUCCCGCUCCCGGGAUCGCCCGAGGAGACCGCCACGGCUGGAUUGGAUGGUUUGGAUGAAAGAUGUAAGGAAUAUUACGACUUGGGGGCGCGGUUCGCGAAGUGGCGAGCGGUGUUGAAGAUUGACGAGGCGCGCGGGUUCCCGAGCGCGCUCGCCGUGGCGGAGAACGCGAACGCGCUCGCGAGGUACGCGACGAUAUGUCAGCGAAACGGGCUGGUGCCCAUCGUGGAGCCGGAGAUUUUGAUGGACGGUGCGCACGACAUCGAGACGUGUCUGCGGGUGACGCGUCGGGUGUUGGACGCCGUGUUCUCGGCGUUGCGUCUGCACGGGGCGCAGAUGGAUGGGAUGAUUUUGAAGCCCAACAUGGUCACCGCGGGUUCGGCGCACCCGAGCGCGAACGGUGGAGACGAUGUUGUGGCGGAGAUGACGCUUCGAGCGCUUCGCGACGUCGUGCCGCCGGCGGUUCCGGGGAUUUUGUUUCUCUCCGGCGGUCAGACGGAGGAGCAAGCGACGGAGCGUCUUCGCCUGAUGAAUCGCUCCAGCAUCCCGCGCGCGCCGUGGACCUUAUCAUUCUCCUACGGCCGCGCGCUUCAGGCGAGCUGCCUCAAGGCGUGGGGCGGAAAGGCUGAAAACGUCCCCGCGGCGCAGGCGGCUUUCUUUGCUCGAUGCAAGGCAAAUUCCGAAGCCUCGAUCCGCCCGUGA